Lactuca virosa is the source of this 354-nucleotide messenger RNA. Lineage: Eukaryota; Viridiplantae; Streptophyta; Magnoliopsida; Asterales; Asteraceae. The record is from the annotation of a GenBank genome assembly.
AUGGAGAGACGUGCAACUACGAUAGUGCUUGUUUUAAGAACAAUAUACUUGAAGCAUUUCACCGUGAGCAUGUCAAUAAACAACGAAAAUUUGUUGACCUUUUUAAAGUAUAUUGACAAUCUUCGUGAAAUACAAAAUGCUUUAGUUGGUGAGAUUGCAUUACAAACUCCGCACAUAACUGACUCCGGUGGUGAUCUGAACUCCAUUGAUUGGAUAACCAUAUUUGUGAAGGUGUUAGGUGCUCGAAGGGGACAUGUGAUAGGCAUCAGACCUAAACCUCCUUCCGCAACGGGUACAAGUGCACCCUCUCAGUGGCAGUCACACUCACACACACAAGCACCGCAACCAACAUAG